CUCAAAAUAUGGGCCGCUAUAACCGUAAUUUCUUGGCCACUUACCUCGCUCCUCAUCUGAAGUUUUCAAAAUAUUAUAUAUUAAUAAUACCAAAUAUCAUCAACCGCCAUUUCUGUUUUCAAGCACUACAGUUCAGCUCUGGCCUAGCUAGUUCUUCACCAAAAUACUUUCCUCUAGCCUUCUCUGUAUUUUCAGGUAGAGGUAGAGUAUCGUCAAAAAUGUCGUCGACAAUGAAAGGAAUGUUUAUCAAGACUGCGCCGGAUUUUGGUAAUAAUCAGUGCUUAUUCAAGGGGAAGUAUAUCGAUCCGAGUGAUCAUUUUCUUUUUCGAUCGAACCGUUCUAUCUUACGCUUCACUUGGAAUCCUCAUCUCGUUUUCAAUGGUUUUGCUAAUUCAAAGAGCCAGAGAUUUGACCAGCCUUUACAAGGCAGAAUCCGAGGGCAAGUUCUCACUCCGGUGUCUGAAUCGACCAUCAAAAAGCAAGUAUUUACUUUUGGCAAAGGAAGGAGCGAAGGCAACAAGAGCAUGAAGUCCUUAUUGGGAGGGAAGGGAGCAAACCUGGCAGAGAUGGCAAGCAUUGGGUUAUCAGUGCCGCCUGGACUUACCAUAUCAACAGAAGCUUGCCAAGAAUAUCAGCAUAAUGGGAGAAAGCUGCCAGAAGGUUUGUGGGAGGAGAUAUUGGAAGGCUUGCAAAGUGUGGAAGAAGACAUGGGAGCUUCCCUUGGUGACCCGUCUAAGCCUCUCCUCCUCUCUGUUCGCUCUGGUGCAGCGAUUUCUAUGCCUGGCAUGAUGGACACUGUCCUUAAUCUUGGAUUAAACGAUGAAGUGGUAGUUGGUUUGAGUUUGAAAAGUGGAGAGCGUUUUACUUAUGACUCCUACAGACGUUUUCUAGACAUGUUUGGAAAUGUUGUAAUGGGAAUCCCACGCUCAUCAUUUGAGGAGAAGUUAGAAAAGAUGAAGGAUGCAAAAGGAGUAAAACUUGAUACUGAUCUAUCAGCCCAUGAUCUCAAAGAGCUGGUGGAGCAGUACAAGAAAGUCUACCUUGAAGCUACUGGUGAAGAGUUUCCUUCAGAUCCAAAGAAGCAACUGCAGUUAGCUGUUAAAGCAGUGUUUGACUCUUGGGACAGCCCAAGGGCCAUUAAGUAUCGGAACAUCAAUCAAAUUAGUGGCUUAAAGGGAACUGCGGUAAACAUUCAAUGCAUGGUGUUUGGUAAUAUGGGAAAUACUUCAGGAACCGGUGUUCUGUUCACUAGAAAUCCAAGCACAGGUGAAAAGAAGCUCUAUGGGGAGUUUCUAAUUAAUGCUCAGGGAGAGGAUGUAGUUGCUGGAAUUAGAACACCAGAAGACUUGGAUACCAUGAAAAAUUGCAUGCCCGAAGCUUAUAAGGAGCUUGUGGAGAAUUGCGAAAUUCUAGAGCGUCACUACAAAGAUAUGAUGGAUAUUGAGUUCACAGUUCAAGAAAAUAGGUUGUGGAUGUUGCAAUGCCGAUCUGGAAAGCGUACUGGUAAAGGUGCAGUGAAGAUUGCGGUGGACAUGGUUAAUGAAGGGCUUGUUGAUAGUCACUCUGCAAUCAAGAUGGUGCAGCCACAGCAUCUCGAUCAACUUCUUCAUCCCCAGUUUGAGGAUCCAUCUGCGUACAAAGACAAAGUAAUUGCAACGGGCUUGCCUGCAUCUCCGGGGGCAGCAGUGGGGCAGAUUGUGUUUAGCGCUGAUGAUGCCGAAGCAUGGCAUACACAGGGAAAAAGCGUCAUUUUGGUAAGGACAGAAACAAGUCCAGAGGAUGUUGGGGGUAUGCAUGCAGCUACUGGAAUAUUGACAGCUAAAGGUGGUAUGACAUCUCAUGCUGCUGUUGUAGCACGGGGUUGGGGCAAAUGUUGUGUUUCUGGCUGCUCCGAUAUUCGUGUAAAUGAUUCUGAGAAGGUUGUUGUAGUUAGGGAUAUGGUGAUUAAUGAAGGAGAAUGGAUCUCACUCAAUGGGUCAACAGGUGAAGUGAUAUUGGGGAAACAACCACUAUCUCCUCCAGCUCUAAUCGGUAAUUUAGAGACAUUUAUGUCUUGGGCUGAUGAAAUAAGACGCAUCAAGGUUAUGGCCAAUGCUGAUACUCCUGAAGAUGCGCUAACAGCAAGAAAUAAUGGUGCACAAGGAAUAGGACUUUGUAGGACAGAGCACAUGUUCUUUGCUUCAGAUGAGAGGAUAAAGGCUGUAAGAAAGAUGAUAAUGGCAGUUACUCCAGAGCAGAGGAAGGCAGCACUAGACGUUUUACUACCUUACCAAAGAUCAGACUUUGAGGGAAUUUUUCGUGCAAUGGAUGGCCUUCCGGUAACAAUCCGACUCCUGGACCCUCCACUUCAUGAAUUUCUUCCAGAAGGUGAUCUGGAACAGAUUGUUGGUACACUAACUACUGAGACUGGCAUGACUGAAGAUGAAGUUUUCACAAGAAUCGAGAAAUUAUCAGAAGUAAACCCUAUGCUUGGUUUUCGAGGUUGCAGGCUAGGGAUAUCGUACCCAGAACUUACUGAAAUGCAAGCACGUGCAGUCUUUCAGGCUGCAGUCUCAAUGAGAAACCAGGGUGUUACAGUUCUUCCAGAGAUAAUGGUUCCCCUUGUUGGAACACCUCAGGAAUUAGGACAUCAAGUGACUUUAAUACGUAGUGUUGCAAAGAAAGUGUUCUCAGAGAUGGGUGUCACCUUAAGCCAUAAGGUGGGGACUAUGAUUGAGAUUCCUAGAGCUGCUCUGGUUGCAGAUGAGAUUGCAAAAGUAGCAGAGUUCUUUUCCUUUGGGACCAAUGAUCUCACUCAAAUGACAUUUGGCUAUAGUAGAGAUGAUGUUGGCAAGUUUCUCCCCAUAUACCUAUCCAAAGGCAUUUUACAAAGUGAUCCAUUUGAGGUACUUGAUCAGAAAGGUGUAGGCCAACUCAUCAAGAUGGCCACAGAAAAAGGCCGUGCAGCUAGGCCUAGCUUGAAGGUUGGAAUAUGUGGAGAGCAUGGUGGGGAGCCUUCUUCUGUUGCAUUCUUUGCAGAGGCUGGACUGGAUUAUGUUUCAUGUUCUCCAUUCAGGGUUCCCAUUGCAAGGUUAGCAGCAGCACAAGUUGCUGUCUGAAAGAGAAUUCAAGAGGAGCAGCUCUCCAUCACCAUGUUACUGUCACUUUGUGCAGUUGUCAAUAACUUAUCCCUCGAAUGCCAAUAAUAACCUCGACCACAGUUGAAUAAGAUAGCUUCUUUUUUUUUCAAAUAAUAAUGAUAAUAGCAAUAAUAAAUGAAAAAAAAAAAAAAUUGAAGUGAACAUUAUAGAGGUGUAAGUAAGAAAUGUUCGACUCCUUGUAGGGGGCCCAGGUCUUCUGAAUUAUAGAGAAAGCUCCUAACAGCGAUUAUAUAUAAUCAGUGAAUAAAUUAUAUUCAAUGUGAAUAAUAUCCAACAGUCCCGGGGGAUGCAUGUUCAUGUUUA
Hevea brasiliensis (rubber tree) is the source of this 3443-nucleotide messenger RNA. RefSeq names its product pyruvate, phosphate dikinase, chloroplastic. The transcript is spliced from 21 exons. NCBI's taxonomy places the organism in Eukaryota, Viridiplantae, Streptophyta, Magnoliopsida, Malpighiales, Euphorbiaceae. Gene Ontology annotation, biological process: phosphorylation; pyruvate metabolic process. Gene Ontology annotation, molecular function: ATP binding; kinase activity; pyruvate, phosphate dikinase activity. The record is from RefSeq and is a predicted model, not a curated record. The coding region runs from base 9 to 3098 and encodes 1029 amino acids.